Penicillium daleae is the source of this 423-nucleotide messenger RNA. RefSeq lists its product as uncharacterized. The record is from RefSeq and is a predicted model, not a curated record. The transcript has a single exon. The coding region runs from base 1 to 423 and encodes 140 amino acids. Lineage: Eukaryota; Fungi; Ascomycota; Eurotiomycetes; Eurotiales; Aspergillaceae.
AUGCCAGUCUGGCUGGUCUACCAUCAUCCCUCUCAAUUCUCCACGGAGGAAUCCUGCAGUGCGUUGGCGCGGGAUAUUACCACCAAAGUCUACAACAUGAUCCCACCAUUCUACACGCAGGUUGUCUUCCAACCAACAGCUUCUAUCUACGUUGGUGGUGAGCAUAACGAGAAAAUGGUGCGUUUUGUCAUCCACGAACUUGCUGGUCAACACCACGGUCAUGUGUACAGAGCGAAAUGGGUCAACCGUGUCAAUCGUGUGUUGGCACCUCACAUUGCGGAAAAAGGCCUUGAUUGGGAGUUUCAUAUUGAGGAACCCUCGCGAGACCUGUGGAGUAUUCGCGGUCUCGAGCCACCACCUUUGGGAUCCAAGGCGGAAGCAGAGUGGAUUCGGCGGAACCAGCCAGUUCCUUACAAGCUUUGA